Molecule: messenger RNA, 2371 nt
Organism: Sitophilus oryzae (rice weevil)
Lineage: Eukaryota; Metazoa; Arthropoda; Insecta; Coleoptera; Curculionidae
Product: ATP-binding cassette sub-family G member 1-like
Exons: 12
Coding region: 194-2179 (661 amino acids)
Cellular component (GO): plasma membrane
Molecular function (GO): ABC-type transporter activity; ATP binding; ATP hydrolysis activity
Source: RefSeq, a predicted model, not a curated record
AUAAUUUAGUCAAUGAGAGCCGGUGAUUCAGUCGUACGAAAAUAGCGUAAACCCAAGCAAGCACACAAACUUUCCCUGCCCUAUACGCCGCGAUAUAAUAUAUAUACGCCAAAUCAUCUCAACGAGUGAAAUAUGUAUUAAAAACACUUAAAAAAACAUUUAAAAACAUAAACAAGACUUUUUUCAUCUAAAAAUGUCGGAAUUCAAGCCAAAACCACUAAAUUCGUCUUUGAAGUGUUGUAAAAGUAACGAUUCUUUGGUAUCAGUGUCUUCAAAUCAUGAUAAAUUAGUUUGCGACACGAAAAACGAUUAUGUGGUAGUGCCUUCUAAGGACCCUGAUGAAGCCCUUAAUAACAACGUUUCGAUCACUGGAAAGACGAUGAAUUUUCAGUAUUCGGUACCGAAAAGGAUAUCUGUGGAUUUGGAGUUCAAGAACGUGAAGUACCAGACCAAGGUUUGGUCAAUGAAGAAGUAUAAAUUUGAAACCAAAGAAAUUCUGCAUGGUGUUUCUGGUACUUUCAAGUCAGGAGAAUUGUCUGUGAUAAUGGGUCCUUCAGGUGCCGGGAAAAGUACUCUUCUGAAUGUUUUAGCUGGAUUUGUGACAAAAGGCAGUACUGGUGAUAUCUGCCUGAACGGUGUCCAGCGCACUGACAGUCCACGUUUCAGGAAACUAUCUGCCUACAUUCCUCAGGACGAAGAAGUGCGUCUAGCUUUGACUGUCAUGGAAGCCAUGACAUUUGCUGCUAAUUUGAAGCUAGGGUACUCAGUUUCAAGACAGUACAAAAUGCAACAGAUCAAAGAAAUCUUGGAAUCGAUAGGUUUGGAUCAAUCCCACAACACACUGACGUCACGUUUGUCUGGAGGCCAGAGAAAACGUCUAGCGGUAGCUUUAGAAUUAAUUAGCAACCCACCAAUUCUGUUUUUGGAUGAACCAACUACGGGCUUGGACAGCGCCUCUUGUAGCCAGUGCAUGUACCUCUUUAAAAAACUGGCACAAGAAGGAAGAACGAUCAUCUGUACCAUUCAUCAACCUUCAGCUUUAUUAUUUGAAAUGUUUGACAGCCUGUACGUUGUGGCCACCGGAAAAUGCAUAUACGAGGGACCCUCCAAUAGUUUGGUCACUUACUUGAGUAAAUUUAACCUGAAUUGUCCGUCUUAUCACAAUCCAGCAGAUUUUUUGAUGGAAGUUGCUAUAGGUGAAUAUGGUACUGAUCUAGACCUUUUAGCAAAAGCUAUUGAAGAUAAGCAGGCAGAGCAUGAAUUUAUUAGUAACAAAGAAAAGGAAAGUUUGUUUUCCAAAGAAAAAUCAUGGGGUUUGGACGAUGAUAUGCCUAGUCCAUCGCCAGCACCUGUGCUGAUGCAGUUCCUGUUGUUGUACAAAAGAAAUUUGUUGAUAAACAGACGAUGCUGGUUGUAUCCAGUGAACAGACUGUUAGCCCAUAUCAUUAUUGGACUACUUUUUGGCUACCUAUACCAAGGAGUUGGAGCCAAUGCGAAUCAGAUCCUAGCAAAUUAUGUUUAUCUAUAUGGAACGAUGUUACUUAAUGUUUAUACAGGGAAAAUGUCAGUUACUUUAUCAUUUCCGUUAGAAAUGAAGAUCCUGGUACGAGAGCACUUCAAUAGGUGGUACAAGCUUUCACCAUAUCUUAUGUCUGUGAUACUUAUAGAGAUACCUUUUCAAAUUAUUUGUACAUGGACUUAUUUGGUAAUAUCGUAUUACUUAACUGGGCAACCUUUGGACAACAGGGCAUACUUGUUUGUUCUUUUUGUCACUAUUGGUACGCUUUGUGCCCAGUCUAUGGGAUAUUUGAUAGGAGCCACUACUACGACCAAGAUUGCAGUCUUCAUUGCACCCAUCCUAGCCUGUCUAUUCUCAGUCUUCGGUUUCUGUAUCCGUCUCUUUGACACACCCUACAUCUUUAGAUGGCUUUUUUUCAUCAGUUACUUCAGAGCAGCCUUCCAUGGAGUCGUGGUAUCAGUCUACGGGUUCAACAGAAACGAUCUCUACUGCCCAGAAGAAGCAGUCUACUGCCACUACCAAGACCCUGUGAAAUUCCUCAAGGAAAUGGACAUUGUUAAUGUGGACAUAGUGUUGAAUAUAUCACUAGUUUUGGUGAUAUGGUGCCUGAUGAACACUGCCACAUAUUUGACGUUAUGGAUUAAGCUGAAUAAAAGAUAAGGUUUUGAAGAAGUAGGAAAAAGGAUCAAAGUAUAUAGGUCUGUGAUAGAUUCUUUUAGAUGACGCCUUGAAAAACAUUUUUUUUGGGUGUGAUGCAUAAUUUAAUUUAAUUUAUUCAGAUUUUACUAAAGACAAUGCGUUUUAAUUAUAGUUUUGAUGAGAUUUGAUAUUGAUUAAAAAUUCGUUGAAAUU